Molecule: messenger RNA, 276 nt
Organism: Morchella sextelata
Lineage: Eukaryota; Fungi; Ascomycota; Pezizomycetes; Pezizales; Morchellaceae
Exons: 6
Coding region: 1-276 (91 amino acids)
Source: RefSeq, a predicted model, not a curated record
AUGAUUACAAAUACGUCCGCCGCACCGGGGUCAUUGGGCUGCUGUUCUAGGCCCAUGGCCUUUCUCCUACCUAUUCCCGACGAUUUGAACCUUCACUUCCAAGACCGCCAAGAUGGCAAUCAAUCAAUCCCGAAUUUCAGGGAAAAGGCUAAUAAACCUAUCAAAUACCCAAAAGACCCAUCAUCAGCAGCAAUCGCUUCCUCUAAAGCGGUAGUCCAGCAGCCUCUACGGAUGGUGCGGCAUCUAUCGAGUUGGUUAGUCGAAACGCGGAGGUGA